AAAAAAUGGAAUCCGACAUUAAUAUAUAAAUGAAUAAUAUUGGAUUAGCUCCGAUCGUUGCGUUUUGAGAAGAAGAGGAGGCGAGCAGGGGGUGGGAGCUCUCCUCAAGUGAACCCUGUGAACUGGCGUGAACCCGUCAGUGACCACGGCAAGGUCAAAACGUUACCUGUCACCUGCACAACGGUAGAGGCUUUUAGAGGAGAAAGGGGAACAACAUGGCUCUGUCGCAGUGCCUGGAAGACUCACCUCUGAGGUUUGGUCUAAAACGCACCGGGGUCGAGGACCUGAACCUACAGGAGGUGUACAACGAGAGACACCGACUGGCUUUGGAGGAGCUGUUAUCGGGAGGGUUGGACAACUUUCUGGACUUCCUCAGGAAAGAGAGGAUCCCCAACUUUCUGUCGGACGAUGAGAUGCAGCAGAUCAGGAGCUCCGCCGUGUCCCCGCAGUGUGUGUCCCUCCAGGACCUGACUCUGGAGCAGUCGCUCAGCAGCUCCCUGGACUGCUCCUCCGUCACCUAUUUCCCCGAGGUGUCUGACGUGGAGCCGCCGCUGCUGGAGCUCGGCUGGCCCGCCUUCACCGCCGGCUCCUACCGGGGAGUCACACGGGCCGUGGCGCACUUCCAGCCCAGCUACGGCGAGUGCAUAUAUAGCUGCAAGGAGGCUGCGAGGCGUAUGAUUAAAAGUGCCAGAGAGGUGAUUGCCAUAGUUACAGACUCCCUGACAGACCUGGAUAUCUUUAAGGAUCUUCAGGAUGCUUGCUCCCAACGCAAAGUCCCUGUCUACAUCCUGCUGGACCAAUCAUGUGCUCCUGCUUUCCUCAAGAUGUGCAGAAAUGUUGGCGUUCGCCUGGAUGACCUUCGGCAAAUGAGGGUGCGAACCGUAACAGGUACAACCUAUUACAUGAGAUCAGGGGCGAGGAUUACUGGGGAGGUUCAUGAGAGGUUCAUGCUCAUUGAUGGAAACAGAGUGGCUACAGGUUCCUACAGGUACAACUGGACUGAUGGCAAACUAAACAGCAGCAACCUAGUUGAGCUCUCUGGCCAGAUAACAGAGAAAUUUGACGAGGAGUUCCGCAUCCUGUACGCCCAGUCUCUACCUUUAAACACCCGAGGACCUCAAAGUGUUCGAAACAGCGGCAUCUACGAGCAUCUCCUCAUCAAAAACACAGUCGCCUCCUCCCCUCGCCUGGCCACAGAGAGGUAUGUAGAGCCAGUGUGUCUGACCAGCACACCCAGCCGUAAGCCCCUAAACUCAGCCGUCCGGCCCCCGUGUGAACCCUCUACUCCAGAUCUUCGUAAAACCAACCUAGUGUCCGACUCCUCCACCAUAGGUGAGGACUGGACGGAGCAGCAGGGCAUGCAGGAGGAGAUCCUGGCUGGUUGCACCAGUCAGCGUUUCCCUGCAGAUCAGCAAGCAGAGAAAGAGCCAGUGACCUGCAGCACCGUCUCCUGCCACGCCUCCACUCAGACCAGCCGGUCGGUGACGGACAGUGACACCCAGACUGACCUCCAGCUCAAACAGCACCCCAACCUCAUCACACCAACGAGCACAGCUCCAAACCAGGCCUCCUCUCCUUCUUUUAACUCUCCCAGGCAGAGCUCGCCCACCCAGGCAGCUCCAGACGGCACCUUAAAGGACUGCUUCCACAAGCUGACCAAAGAGCGCCAGCACCACUACUCCACCAUCCGCUCCAAGCUGGAGCACAUGGUGACCGCCCUGUCCCAGCGGAGAGAGCUAGCAGACAUCACUAACAUGACUCAGGGGCCUGGCGCUCACAGCAGGCAGAGGGAACACAAAGACUGUGAGCAGGAACCAAACCCCAGACAGCUUGUUGAAAGUGCGGGCAUGGGCACAUGGCCAAGAGCCAGAUGUGAACACUAGUUUGUCUUCAGGGAUUUUGGAGGUGGAGGGUAGCAGGGGAAGAGCUGUUGCAAGGUUUCUUGAGGAUUCUCUGUUUCAAAUCAACUGUUUUGGCUUAUGUAGUAGAUUCUAGAUUUUUCUAUUUGUCCUUUUGGCUGUAGGGAUGGGAAUUAAUAGGAUUUUAAUGAUACCGAUUCCAAUAUCGAUUCUGCUUAUCAGUUUGAUGCUUACUAACAAUGUAAUUCUCUUAUUGAUUCCUGAUCAUUUCUCUGUGUGGAACACUGUAGGCGUAGAGUGUAGAAACUAAUGACACUGGGGUUGGGCGAUGUCUACUGAACUGGCAUACGAUGAUGUCACCAAUAAAACAUUAUGAUGGACAAUAAUGUUAUCUGUGCAAGUCAUCAUAACUGAUCAACUCAUAUUGGCAUAAAACCUGCCACAGGAACUAUAUCCACCAUUACGAAUAUAAAGAUUUCUGUUAUCUUGUCAAUCAUGAUGUCCUUUUGUGAGAAAUCUGAAUUUUACUGUUUUUACAUAUAGUGAAGCCUAAAGGAACCUGCACCCCAGUGUUUGGUGCUGGCAUCGUCCAUCAGCCUCACCCUACAGAAAACCAACUGCCUUUCUGUGAAGACAUCUCCCUUUGACAGUUUCUUCCUCUCAGCCACGACUUCUUCUUGUUACAGAUUUCCAGCAGUGCAUGAGUCUGACGUCAUUGUUUUGAAGUCAGAAAAACAUGCCAGCAUUAUUAAGAGGAAUUGUUAAGCUUGGAGGCAUAUGACUCCAAUGGAUUGGAUAAUUGUGAACUGGUUCUUGAUUCCCGUCCCUACAUGUCUGCAGUGUCCACUUUUGUCCUUUUUAUUCCCUGUCCUGUCCAUAUCAAAGACAUUUUUUUGAGUGUUGCUAAUGCGGAAUUUGUAAUUGACAGAAAUGUUAUAGUUUUUAACCAAAGACACGGUGCAAUAAUCAUUGUUUGACCAUGUCAGUUUAAUGAAAAUCAUUUGCUGAGGCAGUAAACACUGGAUAAUAUCUGCUGCAGUAUGAGUGGAAAUGCUUUAAAGUGCUGUUUUGGUUAUUUAAUCACAUUUGGCUGCUGUAACUGCAUCUGAACAACAUUCCAGAGAGCAGCUGGCUCUCACUGCGCUUUGCUAAUAAACAAAGUAGUAUUUUUCUCUG
Centropristis striata (black sea bass) is the source of this 3035-nucleotide messenger RNA. It is a transcript of the gene sack1d, whose product is annotated as family with sequence similarity 83 member D. The record is from RefSeq and is a predicted model, not a curated record. NCBI's taxonomy places the organism in Eukaryota, Metazoa, Chordata, Actinopteri, Perciformes, Serranidae. Gene Ontology annotation, cellular component: cytosol; mitotic spindle pole. The coding region runs from base 216 to 1883 and encodes 555 amino acids. The transcript is spliced from 5 exons. Gene Ontology annotation, biological process: regulation of ERK1 and ERK2 cascade; protein localization to mitotic spindle; positive regulation of cell cycle G1/S phase transition.